AUGGACGCAGAGCAGGAAGAAAUGACCUUCUUUACCAAGUACUGGCCCAUAGCGACGGGAGCCCAGACGGAUGCCAGGAAGCCAGAUGAUCCAGACGCGGGACCGGCGCACAAAUUGGCAAAGACUGCAGGACAGAAGGGGGAGGGCAGGGCCAAGGACCAUAAAGGCAAAGGCCGCAACCCACCUGGCAAUAAGCGUCAGUAUGAUAACCGGGGAUACAACUCCUCCGGUUGGGGUAGUGGGACCCCUCUCAUCAACAUUGACCCUAUGCAGCACAAGUCCUCUGACCCUGUGCCUGACCCUCCAGCCUCAAAGCCAGCAGCAGACGCCCGUGAGACCGCACUGCCGGCGGAUGAUGAAAAUCUCCGAACGGCCUGCCAGCUUUUUCCUCAGGGAGCUCGGGCAGUGGCGGAGCAGGAGCUGAUGUCAGCGGAGGCCCAGGCGUCUCUUCUGUCAUCCAUGAUGAACAAGGGCCCCGUGCCGGGAGAAGCGGUGGAGGCUCCGGAGCCAAUGGAUGCUGCACACCGCGAGACCAAGCGACAGGCGGAGAUGCCGGAAGAGGAUGGGGCCGGGAUCACCAGCCAGCAGCUCCGCGACUGGGAUCAGGACGAUCGGGAGGAACGGCCUCUGGAUCGGGCAACGGAGAAGAAACUCUUCUCAUUGUGCCUGUCAAUGAGUCGGUUGAUGAUGAGGCACGAGGAUCAGUUGUCCAUCAACCGGGCGCAGGACAACUACGUCAUGUUUGCCCAGACCCAAGGAGUGUUGUCAGCCGUCCCGGAGCUCUUCAAGGCGACAGAGGCCUGGCGCCAGAUGAAGAAGGAGCAGCCGGAGCUGCUUCUCAGGACUUGGAUGCUGGGUGGAUUUGCUGAUGGAAGCUGUGAUGCAGUCCGAGCGCUCCAUCCAGCAGGCGAAGGACACGCUCGUCCUUGA
This is a messenger RNA of Symbiodinium sp. CCMP2456, 930 nucleotides long. NCBI's taxonomy places the organism in Eukaryota, Dinophyceae, Suessiales, Symbiodiniaceae. The record is from the annotation of a GenBank genome assembly.